Cylicostephanus goldi is the source of this 572-nucleotide messenger RNA. Lineage: Eukaryota; Metazoa; Nematoda; Chromadorea; Rhabditida; Strongylidae. The record is from the annotation of a GenBank genome assembly.
AUGUCUCCACUUGCAGCAGAGGCAACAUCAGUGCUGAUCAAAGACAAUGAUAAGGAAGCUUCCAUCAGUGGAGAAGAAGGUGCAGGCCAUUGUCAGAAGCACUGCCCUCUGACUGUCCACCGAGUAAGACGCAACUCUGAUCCUCGAGAGCCGCAGUGCAAGGUCGCAAACGACAAAACCUUUGUUGAGAGGUAUAGACGUGAUGACUAUAUGUUGCUUGUGGUCAUUGCCAUGUUUUUCUUAUUGGUCUUUACAACACUCGUUUUUGCUGAACCGGAGCGAUGCGAAACUAACUGCGAGAAAAUAAACGAGGAUCCACCAAUAUUGAUGAAGUCCUCUCCCCAUGCACAUUCUCAUGGCGUGCGUUCAAUAACGUUCGUUCUUGCUCUAUCUAUUCAUUCAGUCAUUGAAGGCAUCGCAUUGGGAGUAGGGGUAAGCUUCUUACGUCUUGGUGCUGGCCAUCCUCUUUUGUGUCUUAACCUUGGCAUUGUGUCGUGUCAAUGCGAGAUUUGCUUGAGUUUGUUCACCAGAAUUGACACAAUCUUUUUACCGUUUGACUUAACCUCUUAAGG